This is a messenger RNA of Puccinia graminis f. sp. tritici CRL 75-36-700-3, 1572 nucleotides long. RefSeq lists its product as uncharacterized. The record is from RefSeq and is a predicted model, not a curated record. Lineage: Eukaryota; Fungi; Basidiomycota; Pucciniomycetes; Pucciniales; Pucciniaceae. The transcript has 5 exons. The coding region runs from base 1 to 1572 and encodes 523 amino acids.
AUGUCUCACUUGAAAGGUCGGAAUGACCUUGACCUUGAUGACUUGCUUGGUCACCUACCAUUCACCAAUGUCGAGGACGCAGGCCAAAAGUUGUACCUUGGGGAACCCAAACGGGAAAGUGUGCCGUUCGAGACCAAUCUGACGACUAAUUCGGCUGCUUCUCAACCGCCUCAAGGUUGCUCAAGUCCCACCGCAAAAGAGUGGGAGAAAAUUACUCCGACCUUUGAUACGGUAUGGAAGGCGGCCUUGGAGGUGUGGUCCUGGCCGAAUGCUCAGAAGUGCAUCAUAACUCUGCUGCGCGAAGGGCGGCCCCUUGUGGCUGAUCACCUGGUCAAUCUCCAGGAGAAUGGGCUGCUCAAAUGGCAGUGCAUCCUUGCGAAUCACUCGACUUACGGCGCCAACAAGAUGUACUUGGUUUACUCCGACGAGGAUUUUACGCCCUUUGUCGCUGCGGUCCUCAAGAAGCCGGGAUCGAAGGUGACAAUCAAGCUACUGAUGGACUACCCGGCAAGGUCAGCUAGGAGAAAGCAGGCUGAACAGUCACAGGAUAAUAGCCUUGCAAUGUCCUAUGCGCCUAAUGAUGAGCGCUUGGCCUUACAUAGGUUGCAAACUGAGUCACUUCACAUCAAGGACCCGGCGAACCCGGCGUGCUCAAUGCGAUUCACUCGAGAUGGCCUCUAUGUGUGGAGUCGAGCCUUGGUUCACAAGGCAAAAGGCGUGACAAACAAGAUUCCCCCAGUGACCAAGGAGUUCAUGUUGGAGCCAAUCACGAUUUACACUCAGGCCGAAAAAAGUGCGCUCGCUAACCGCCGAGGUGGCAAGGCCCAGUCUGCAAGGCCGGCCGUUUCCGACGAUGACCCGCGGUCGAUCCCUGCGACCCCUAUGGGGACCAUUAAUCGUCCUCCUGGCAGCCGAUCCAGUACCGACAUUGGGGUCUGGUCAGCUGAUCGAUCACCGGCUCGCAAGAUUGCCCGGAGCCCCGGUGGGGGUGGCAUCAGUGUCGGUCGCUUGGACUAUAAUACUUCUGGUCCUUCCCGCGGCGCACCCAAGACCUUGCCCACCAGGAAGAUAGCCGGCUCAAAUGGCACCGCAAGUGUGGGCUCGGCGGGGACCAGUCAGGUCUUAUCCAUGGGAUCUGGCCCAAGUGCCAUGUUAUCCAUGGGGUCGGCUGUCCUGAUUCCCCCCAGGAGGUCUCUCCCGCCUCUGAACGACUUAGGACGGGCGCUUGGUAUGGAAACGUUCUUGGACCUGUGUAACUUCCAGAGGGACGACUUGGUCCCACACGUGUUGAUCAACAUGGCCCAUAUCAGGCAUUGGGAGUUUUUUUACCGCAACACCAAUGUGAUCCAACUGCAGAGAAUGGGUUUCCCAUACCCUAUUGCCUCACAGCUCAUGAAUGGAGCCGAGUAUGUGGGUGCAACUCAUACUGAAGCCCCCACGGACGAACCAACAGACAAGGCCGCGAAUGACACCAGACAAGAUGGGCCAGGCAAAGACAACGAUCAGGAAGACCCGACUGCCAACCUCGCGGGUGGCAACACGCAGGAUCCUGCCCUUUCCCCAGAGUACUAA